UGCCAAGUAUCGCCUGGCCGCGCGACAGGCGUCAUCGCAUUCGAGCUUCAAGCAAGCUACCGCAUCGCCGCAUCACCAAAUUCUCCCUUCACGAACGGCUCUUCGACUUCUUCACCAAUCGAAACACCAUGGCUAACGGCUGGGCACCUUUCAUUGGACUUCUCGUCACCGUGAUCUUCUGCGCGGCAGCAUGGAUCCUCGCACCUAAGGGUGAGAAUCAGACUGUCUGGCGAUCAACCCUCGUCCUCUCCGCCGCCGCAAUGUACAUCAUGUGGGCUAUCACAUUCCUCGCACAACUGCACCCUCUCAUCUCGCCUGUACGAAACGAUCUGCGACCGGAGUACAACCAAGGGUAGACAGAUCAAUACAACCUAUGAUCUACUUUGGAGAAGCACAUACAAUCUGGAACAUGUUCAUGACGGGCGGCACAUGCCGAGUUCUGGGUGUCAGAGGGC
Messenger RNA from Macroventuria anomochaeta, 455 nucleotides. RefSeq lists its product as uncharacterized. The record is from RefSeq and is a predicted model, not a curated record. Gene Ontology annotation, biological process: vacuolar acidification; proton transmembrane transport. Lineage: Eukaryota; Fungi; Ascomycota; Dothideomycetes; Pleosporales; Didymellaceae. The transcript is spliced from 3 exons. Gene Ontology annotation, molecular function: proton-transporting ATPase activity, rotational mechanism. Bases 129 to 356 code for a protein of 75 amino acids. Gene Ontology annotation, cellular component: vacuolar proton-transporting V-type ATPase, V0 domain.